Molecule: messenger RNA, 702 nt
Organism: Astrephomene gubernaculifera
Lineage: Eukaryota; Viridiplantae; Chlorophyta; Chlorophyceae; Chlamydomonadales; Astrephomenaceae
Source: the annotation of a GenBank genome assembly
CACAUAGUAUAUACACGUUCAGGUGCACAGAAACUUAUCCUUGCAUCAUCCUUCACGUAGCUAUCCCCUUAUGGAUGUAAUCCUUGUAGCAAUGGCCUGAACUUCCUGCCACGUACACACCUGCUGCUACCCCUAGUUUCGUCUAGAGUAUGGCAUCAAACAUGGCGGAGGACCACCGUGAGACGCUCCGGCUCCUGGAGGCCAAGAAGGGGGAGUACGACCUAAAUGCCAUCAUCCAAAGUCUCGACACCAUUCAGGAGCCGCUGGACGCCAUCCUGCGCAUCCGCGACACCCGUGAGAAGCGGCAGCGCGAGGAGGAGCGCCGCCGCAACCAGGUGCGUGCGCUGGAGCGGCAGCUGGCGCAGCGGCAGGAGGCGGCGGCGCAGGAGGCGGCAGCGGCGGCGGGCGCGGAAGACGGUGCGGACGCGGACCAUGAGGCCAUGAUACCCACCGUGGUGGAGGAGGAGGAGGAGCCGUCCCGCUGGGAGCCGCUGCCGGCCCUACUGCCGCAGCAGCCCCUGCCUCCCCUGGACCUCUCCCCGCUAGCAGACCUCCUAGGACCCCUCCUGCCCGCCUUCUCCUCCUCCUCCGCCUCCCAGCACCUCUCUACCAGCCCGCAGGCCUGGGCGCUGCUGCAGCAGCUGCUGUCCUCGCAGCAGCUCUUCCUGGCAGCAGCAGGGGGAGGAGGAUGGGCAGGCUGGG